This is a messenger RNA of Corticium candelabrum, 1626 nucleotides long. RefSeq names its product zinc finger MYM-type protein 1-like. Lineage: Eukaryota; Metazoa; Porifera; Homoscleromorpha; Homosclerophorida; Plakinidae. Bases 1 to 1626 code for a protein of 541 amino acids. The transcript has a single exon. The record is from RefSeq and is a predicted model, not a curated record.
AUGGUGUCUUUUGCAUUGCUUGUGGAAUUUUCGGUGCUAAAAGUGUCCAAGGGGAAGUUUGUAUGCAAGCCUUUUCGUGAUUGGAACAAGAAAGGAGAAAAAGCAAAGGAGCACGAGCAGUGCUUAUACCAUCAUCAAGGCAUUGAGCAAGAUGAUAACUUCAAGCGAACCUUGGAGAAUCCAGAUACUACCAUUACUGCACAGUCGGACACCCGCAGGGCGGCCAAAGUCGCGCGUAAUCGUGCUGUCCUGAAGUCCAUUGCUUCUGCUGUGUUGUACUGCGCCAGACAGUGCAUUGCUUUACGUGGAGACGCAGAGAGUGUGGAAUCACCUGGAAAUCCAGGUAAUUGUCUUUCUUUGCUGAGGCUUCUGGCAGUGCACGAUGAAGAGUUAAGAAGGCACUUGGAAAUUCCUGCAAUGCGCUGUGCAACUUACCUUUCUCCUCAAACACAAAAUGAGCUGAUUAAAGUCAUGGGAAACCACAUCCUCUUACAGGGAAUAAUAGGUGAUUUGACAGCUGCGCUCUUUUGCGCCAUCCUUGCUGACGAGGUAACUUCGCAUAACGUUGAGCAUCUUGCCAUCUGCGCCAGGUUUGUUGACAGAAGUACUAAAGAGGUCAGAGAAGAGUGUUUAACGUUUUUGAAGUUGGACAGAAUUACUGGGGAGCGGAUUGCAGAUGGUAUCUUUGGCUUUCUGGAAGAGAAUAACAUACCACUUGCUACUAUGCGUGGUCAGGGCUACGACGGCGCAAGCAACAUGUCUUCAGAUAGAGUGGGUGUCCAGGCCAGGAUUAGACUUAAAGCUCCUUUAGCCACCUACGUACACUGCAGUGGCCACUGGCUUAACCUUGUGAUAAGCAAGUCAUGUGCUCUUCCUGAAGUACGUAAUGUGAUCGAUUGCGUUACAAAAUGCAGCCGUUUCUUUCUCAAUAGUCCAAAUAGAAGUGGUGUCCUAGAAAUGAUCAUCAACCACAAUGUGGUCAAUGAAGAGAGGAGGAAACCACUGAUCGAUCUGUGCAAGACGCGAUGGGCUGAGCGGCAUUCGGCUUAUCAGCACUUCUACCAAGGGUACGUAUUUGUGGUUGAAGCUCUAGAGAUGAUAGCUUUCCGCUAUCACUUGGAGAAAUAUGGGGCUACGUAUGCUGACUGGGACUAUGCAGGCCGCAAUGAAGCACAGCAGAUUCUGGCCAGUGUUACUUCCUUUCAGUUUGUUGUUGUGUUUGUGACGAUAUAUCAGUACUUAUCACACCUUUCGGGCAUUACUGUGAAGCUGCAGAGCAAAGCUGUUGAUAUCGUGAAAGCGCAUAACAUGAUAUCUGAAAUUGUGAGGACCUACAACAGCGAACGCGCAAACGUUGAAAGCAGCUUUUCUCAAAUCUACAAAGUUAGUUCAGACAUGGCAAAAAAGGUUGGAAGUACAAUUGCAAUGCCUCACAUUGCAGCAAGGCAACAAAAUCGCAGCAAUAUUCCAGCUGCUUCUGUUCAAGAGUAUUUCCAGAGAAAUGUUGCAAUUCCCUUUCUUGAUCAUAUUAUUAUUAGCAUCAACCGGCAGUUCUCAAAGUCGGCAGUCACAGCCAUUUCCCUACUUGGUCUUGUACCAAGUAUCGCAAGUCCAAAAACAUUUUGA